Molecule: messenger RNA, 4456 nt
Organism: Meleagris gallopavo (turkey)
Lineage: Eukaryota; Metazoa; Chordata; Aves; Galliformes; Phasianidae
Source: RefSeq, a predicted model, not a curated record
AUGGCGGUGUAUGUUGUGGCAAUGAAAAUUAAGAAAGAAGCAGAGACCAAACCCAAACGUGUUUUGAAGAGUACAGAGGAGGAUGAGGAUGAUUUUGGUACAGUAGACGAGCUGCCACCUGACAGUUUGAUAACACUUGUACAGCCAGAGUUGCCUUCACUUAGCCGUCUCUGGUUAGCUGCACUGAAAGAUUAUGCUCUUUUAACCCUACCAGCUGAAUUUGCUACUCAGCUUCCACCAGAUGGAGGAGCAUUUUACACUCCUGAAACAAUUGAUACAGCUAGACUGCAUUAUCGAAACUCUUGGGCUCCUAUACUUCAUGCAGUGGCACUUUGGCUAAACAGUACAGGUUUUAGUGCUUCUGAGUCAACAGAAGAGACUGCUGCAGCAAUGCCUAAUUCACAGAAACGUGCCACAUCUAUUAUGUUAAACCAGACACCUGGGACUCCACCUACCACUAAAUCUUUGCCAGAGUUGAACAAAGAUCGAAUGCACUUAAUUUUGGGUGUUAGCAUACAGUUUCUCUGUUCCCCAAGACCUGAAGAGCCUGUUGAACAUGUUACAUCUUGUUUACAAGCACUUCACACUUUAUUGGAUUCCCCUUGUGCCAGGAUCCAUAUUGCAGAGGAUCAGCUCCUUGGUGUUGAACUCCUGAAUGUGCUUCACCGACUUCUCCUGACUUGGGAUCCUACUUCAGUCCAACUAUUGGUUACAGGAGUUGUCCAGCAGAUAGUAAGAGCAGCUCAGGAUUAUUUGCAGGAAAAAAGGAACUCCCUAAACGAAGAUGAUAUUGGAGAAAAAGAAAAUCCUCUCUCUUUAGGAGAGGGAGGUGAGAGUGGUGGUCUUGUACCUGGAAAAUCUCUAGUAUUUGCAGCCAUGGAAUUGCUUAUGUUUAUCCUGGUACGACACAUGCCUCAUCUAAGUUCCAAAGUGUCAGAUUCUCCAAGCCACAUUGCUGCCAAAUCCCACCUUUCUGAGGAGAGUGCUCGUCUUGUGGCUGCCACUGUCACUAUACUGUCUGACCUACCUUCUCUCUGUUCUCCAGCAGGUUGUAUGACAGUCCUGCCUACUAUCCUAUUUCUGAUUACUAGAGUAUUGAAAGAAACAGCUGUAAAAUCAGCAGACAAUCAGGUCCCACCUCCAGUCAGUGCAGCACUUCAAGGGAUAAAAACUAUUGUUACUCUUCCAACAGUCAAGACUGAUGAAACUCAAAACCAGUGGGCAAGUCUUAUUCGCAGUACUUUGGCAUCUAUCCUGGAAUACUCACAACCUGAAGCCACUAAGCCUGUUCUCGAUGAAGUAAGCGUACUUACAGCUAUUGCUCUCUUUCUUUGGUCAGCAAGCACUGAAAUAAUUGGAGUACAGUCUUUACAGAAUGGAUGCAUAAACAGAUUUAAAAAUGCAUUAAAUUCCAGUGAUCCUUGGGUUCAAGCCAAGUGUUACCAGCUUCUACUUUCUGUGUUCCAACAUACCAAUCGCGCUCUGUCGACUCCAUACAUUCAUUCAUUGGCCCCUAUAAUGGUUGAGAAGUUGAAAGCUGUGGAAAGGAACCGCCCAACAAACAACCUGGAGCUGUUAGCAGUCCAGGAAGGAAUUAAAGUCCUUGAAACAUUGGUUGCCCUUGGUGAAGAGCAGAAUAGAGUCCAGUUGCUUGCGCUUCUUGUUCCCACUCUGAUCUCCUAUUUAUUGAAUGAAAAUGCCUUUGCUUCUGCAUCUCCAGCAUCUAAAGAUCUUCACGAGUUUGCCCUUCAGAAUUUGAUGCACAUUGGACCACUUUACCCGCAUGCUUUCAAGACCGUAAUGGGAGCUGCGCCUGAAUUAAAAACACGCCUAGAAACUGCAGUCCGAGCUAGUCAGGCCAGCAAGGCAAAAGCAGCUGCUAGGCAACCACCACCCACAGUACAUUCCACCCCAACAAUUAAAUUGAAAACUAGCUUUUUUUGAAUUACUUCUAUUAUUUUUGGACUGUUAAAUUGUCUGAAGCACUACAUUAUCCCUGAUAUGUUACUGCAAAUAAGUCUGUAAUUUUGUGUAAUUUGUAUCUUAAAGGCUGUCUAAUAGAGCUUUGUGUAAUUAUUUGAAAUCUGUGCAUUACAAGGGAAGUGGCGUUACUUGUAUUUGUAUAGCUUUUUGAGAAAUUGAGUGUGAUCAUAUUUAUGAAUUUGCAAUAUAAAUUAUCCACAAAAAAAAAUCCACCCUGUUCUCUAUCUCAUGAAAUCCUUUUAUUUUUUAAAAGAACCCUUAACCUUUCUGAAUGGUGUUUGAAAUCUGGUGGCUGUUAUUGUACCACUGUGCUGACACAGUGGGGAUGCAAGGAAGAGUGGAAACUGUUAGGCGGUACUUACUGUGUACAUGGGGAAUGUCAAGAGUAGAAAUAUGCACUCUUUCCUUUUAAAACAAACUAGGGAAGAGGACUGCCUGACACUGUAGAACUUUUCUGCUUGCAUGGAAGUGAGAGAAGGAGGGAAAAAAAACUUCCAGUCUUUCUGAAGGUUAACAGUCAAGCAUGCUAUGUAAUGAGUCGUCUUUUCUUUAUGUGGUGUAUCUUUCUUUUGGGUCCAUUUUAAUGCUUGAAUAAAGCACUACAAGAGUCUAAUGCCCUAUUUCCUCUAAGAUAACAACAUAAAAAACAAAACAAAAACAAAACAGUGCAUUAGAAAUUUAUUUGAUAAAGAGGACUGCCUGCUGUCUGCAUUUGUGUUGCUGUGGAACUUGGCCCUUGCAAGGUGCAGUGUUAGCAGUCUCUGUAUUCUGCCAAACACUGGUUAAAAAUGAUGGCUAUGUGUACUGCAUGUUGUUCAGAUUCUAAGAUAUUUACUUCUUCCUGCAAGAUUUUAAUAUCAUUGGAGAUGUAGUCCUUGAUAAAGUUUGCAGAACCAAAUGACUUUGCACCUGUGCUGACUGUAAGGGAGCAGAACACAAAAGUGAGCAAGGCCCUCCAAUUUUACCUUCUCCUACCUGGCUUUUUUUUUUUUUUAAAUAUGCAUGGCCUCCCCUCACAUUUGAGUGGGUCUGAUUUGUUGUUUUUGGAUCUGAAAGAUAGCUCAAGUGCUUAACUAACUGUACAGAACAAGAGCUCAACUCCCAGUGGUCAUGUCUGCCUUCUGCCAUAUCUCCCCCUUCUGUUAGCAGAGGUACAGAAUCAUGUAUUUUCUUGUAUACACAAGACUGACUCACAUGAAGAUUUUGACACUGCUAUUGAAUUUACAGAGUUCCAUAGGGAUCUUUCUAUGCAUAUUGCUUUAUAGAGAAAAGUUUUGUAACUGGAAGACUGGGCUUGGACUACUGGGUUUCAUGUCUGAUAUUUUUCUGGAUAUAACAGGGCUCUGUAGAAACUCUGUAUUGUAGGAGCUUCUACUUGAAGCCAAAUAUAACAAAGGAUAGUAAAUAGAAAUGAGCAUGGUUAAUAGUUGAUUGAAAUAUUUGUAGGUUGUUAUUUUUGUGUAGUCACUUGCCUCUCAUCUGCCAUAACAGCUUAUGUAACCUUUUGGGUACCUAUGCAAAGUGAAAGAUAAUGCUCUCUUGCCCUGAUGUAUUGGAUGUGGGUAAAACAUAUAAUAUAAAUCUGAAAGCUUUUUACUUCAGUGAUUGUUUUAGUACCAAAGUGAGAACAAGAAGUUUGCACCAAGGCAAGAGAAGCAAACUAAUAUUUCAAAUGUCUUUUUCAUAAGCAUGUAAAGAUUAACUUUCAAGUAUUUUCCAAAGUAUUUUCCAUUUCCUACUGCAGAUAGAGAUGCAUGCAGCAGUGAAAAUCAUGUUGUGCAGGAGGAAAAGGAUUUCACUGUUCUCAUCCUGUCAUCUUUGUAUAGUGGGAUUUAAAUUCAUCAAAGUUUAUCAUUUUCCUAUAAGUGUUUCAAAUAUUACAAUGCUCUUUUGCUCAGCAGUUGUUUUGAACCCCCUUAAACGUUUGAGAAAGUUCCAUUAAAAUGUUCAGGAAACUCUCAUUGUAGAAUCGAUCACAAAAUAUUUGCAAUUAAAAAUAAGGAAAGUCAAGAAGUUCUCUUCCUUGAUAGUUCAGUAAUUGAUGACUGGUGUUUGCUGGAAAGUUUUUUGUUUUUUUUUAAAUCUAUAAUCAAGUCUGUCUUUACCUUAAUUUUUUCUAUCUCAUCCCUUUGUUGUUUUAUUCACAUUCUAGGUAAUAAUAAGAUGCUGAACACAGAAGAGGGGUGAGGUGAAGUGUAGUAAUCAAGUAUGGUGAAGUCUGUAGAAAAACAGUAGCAAUGUUGGUGAAAGGGAAAACAGUCCUGGGCAGUUGCAGAGGGAUUGGGAAAGGAGAGGUUUUUCUUUGUACGCUAUGUGACUGUGUACAACAGGUACAACCUUAAUUUGUGUAUGUGCCUCUCUUGUUUCUGGUCUUUGUUUGGUUUUGUUGCUCCAGACACAAAAAGUAUAACUGCAUGAUUUUACAUCGGAACUUUUGAAUCAAACUUCAUUUGAUUAAAAAACAAAACUUGAA